Molecule: messenger RNA, 1549 nt
Organism: Nothoprocta perdicaria
Lineage: Eukaryota; Metazoa; Chordata; Aves; Tinamiformes; Tinamidae
Product: cathepsin E-like
Exons: 9
Coding region: 1-1218 (405 amino acids)
Biological process (GO): proteolysis
Molecular function (GO): aspartic-type endopeptidase activity
Source: RefSeq, a predicted model, not a curated record
AUGAGGGCGAUACUGUUGGCUCUGGUUUGCAUCCCGCUCGCCAUGGCCUUGGAAAGAAUCCCCCUCGUUCGCUUCAAAUCUAUCAAGAAGCAGCUGAAAGAAAAGGGAGAGUUAGAGCAGUUCUGGAGAAACUACCACCCCGACAUUUUUGCUCAGAGGUACCUGCAUUGCUUCCCUUCAGAUAUUACCUUGUCGGUAGGAACUGCUUCCGAAAGGCUGUAUGAUUACAUGAACGCUCAGUACUACGGCGUGGUGAGCGUGGGCACSCCGCCGCAGGCCUUCACCGUCGUGUUCGACACGGGCUCCUCCAACUUCUGGGUGCCCUCGGCCUACUGCAUCAGCGAGGCGUGCAGGGGGCACCAGAGGUUCAAGUCCUUCCAGUCGGACUCGUACGAGCACGGUGGCGAGGCCUUUUCCUUGCAGUACGGCACRGGGCAGCUCCUGGGCAUCGCCGGCAAGGACACGCUGCAGAUCAGUAACAUUUCCAUCAAGGCGCAGGACUUUGGCGAGUCCGUGUUUGAGCCGGGCAUAACGUUUGCCCUGGCGCACUUCGAUGGGGUGCUGGGCCUGGGCUACCCCUCGCUCGCCGUGGGCAACGCGCUGCCCGUCUUCGACAGCAUCAUGAACCAGGGGCUGGUGGAGCAGCCCCUCUUCUCCUUCUACCUGAGAAGAGGAGAAGACACGGAGAACGGUGGUGAGUUAAUCCUGGGGGGUAUCGACCAUUCCCUCUACAAAGGCUCCAUUCACUGGGUCCCGGUCACUGAGAAAAGCUACUGGCAAAUACAUCUUAACAAUAUAAAGAUCCAAGGCCAGGUGGCAUUUUGCUCCCACGGUUGUGAAGCCAUCGUGGAUUCGGGCACUUCCCUCAUCACUGGCCCCUCUUCCCAGAUCAGGCGGCUGCAGGCCUAUAUCGGAGCGACUCCCUCGCAGAUGGGAGAGUUCCUCGUCGACUGCAGAAGACUGUCCAGCCUGCCCCACAUCAGCUUCACCAUCGGGCACCGCGAGUACAAGCUGACGGCCGAGCACUACGUGAUAAAGGAGUCCGUGGACGACCAGACCAUCUGCAUGAGCGGCUUCCAGUCGCUGGAUAUCUCCACUCGCGCCGGCCCGCUCUGGAUUUUGGGAGACGUCUUUAUGUCCGCCUUCUACUGCGUCUUUGACCGAGGGAAUGACAGAGUGGGAUUUGCAAAAUCUGCGCAUCGGAAGGACUACCACUGAGUCCCAAUGGGAUUAUUUUUCUGCCUURGCCUGCGUGUUACUGUAGUGAUCUUCUGCAUACACGGGAAGAAGGGCUUUGUCCGAAUCCCUGGACCUGAAUUCAGCCCCCCAGGUUUUAAGGGCUUGGGGUGAUCCUUGGCCCAAGUUGUACAGUUUGGUUCAACCUCUCUAUGUUUACACCUGAGAAACAUUUUUUUUUCUGCAUASUCUCUAGAUAACAUGAAAAUAGCUCGACAUUCAGAUUUGCAAAAGAAGGCUAAAAGGCCAAGCAGCACAAGGGUGUUGUGACAACAGUUACAAAUGGGUGAAAACAAUCCUAGUCUGAUCUGCU